AGGCGUGACGUUGUUCAUUUUGUUACAACACGGUGUCAGGCAGGCGGUAAAACAGCUUGUCAAUGCUUCUAAGGAGUUAUUCGCCAUUAAACAACAAGAAGAAAACAGCUUGUCAAGCCUGCAAACUCUUAUUCAAGCUCUUCAUUGACGCUGGCAAUAAUGGAUAAAGACAGCCUGAUUCUCCCCAAAGACUUUCCAGAGCUGAAGAACGACACAUUCCUGAGAGCCGCUUUAGGAGAAGAGAUCGAGCACAUUCCAGUGUGGUGUAUGAGACAGGCUGGCCGCUAUCUGCCAGAGUUCAGGGAAUCGAGGGCAGGGAAGGAUUUCUUUGAGACAUGCCGCUCCCCUGAAGCUUGCUGUGAGCUUACGCUACAGCCACUCAGACGAUUCCCAUUUGAUGCUGCCAUCAUCUUCUCUGACAUCUUGGUGGUCCCUCAGGCCAUGGGAAUGGAGGUUCAGAUGAGUCCAGGAAAGGGCCCCACUUUCCCAGAACCACUGAAGGAGCCUGAAGAUCUGCAGAGACUAAAGACUAAAGUGGACGUGUCGUCUGAACUCGACUACGUUUUUAAAGCCAUCACACUGACACGACACAGAAUAGAGGGAAAAGUCCCUCUCAUCGGCUUCACUGGAGCUCCAUGGACUCUAAUGUCCUACAUGAUUGAAGGAGGAGGCUCCACGACACACUCAAAAGCUAAACGCUGGCUCUACAGGUACCCAGAGGCCAGCCACAAACUCCUGAGCCAGCUAGCAGACGUCAUAGUGGAGUAUCUUCUCGGACAGGUGAAAGCUGGAGCUCAGGCUCUGCAGGUUUUCGAGUCUCAUACUGGUUGCUUGGGCCCAGUGGAGUUUGAAAAGUUUUCUCUGCCUUAUCUGAGAGACAUUGCUCGCCGUGUUAAAGACAAGAUCAAAGAAUCUGGUUUGGACAAUGUGCCUAUGAUCGUUUUUGCUAAAGAUGGCCAUUAUGGGCUUGAGGACCUCUCUGAGUCUGGUUAUGAAGUUGUGAGUCUUGACUGGACCACAGAUCCACGUUCAGCACGUAUCAGGACUGGAGGAAAAGUUAGUUUGCAAGGCAACAUGGAUCCCUGCGCUCUUUAUGCCACAAAGGAGCGCAUAUCAGAGAUUGUGAAGAGGAUGUUGGAAAGCUUCGGCACCAAGGGCUACAUCGCUAAUCUGGGUCACGGCCUGUACCCUGAUAUGGACCCAGAAAAUGUGGGCGCGUUUGUAGAGGCCGUUCACACCCAUUCUCGCCAGCUCCUCAACCGCAAAUAAGAGGUUACUCUCCCAUCAGAAGACCCUCUAAAACACAAGAGAAGCAACAACUGUUGGUGUACACCGCUUUAUCAUUAGAUAUGUUACAGGGUAAACCUCUCUCAAAAUCUGUCAAGAAAAUGUCCAGUUCUAUUUCACUCCAAAAUGAAAAGAAAUAAGAAAAUAGUUUUGGCUUAACGAGGAAGGACCAUUAAGGCUUUACAUUUCACAUUUCCCUCCCAAAUUCUCUUUACCAUACACUCUUAAGAAAAAUGGUUCUAAACAGUACCAGAAAAGGGUUCUUCA
This is a messenger RNA of Sinocyclocheilus rhinocerous, 1554 nucleotides long. Its product is annotated as uroporphyrinogen decarboxylase-like. The record is from RefSeq and is a predicted model, not a curated record. Gene Ontology annotation, molecular function: uroporphyrinogen decarboxylase activity. Gene Ontology annotation, cellular component: cytosol. Bases 160 to 1269 code for a protein of 369 amino acids. Lineage: Eukaryota; Metazoa; Chordata; Actinopteri; Cypriniformes; Cyprinidae. Gene Ontology annotation, biological process: heme biosynthetic process. The transcript has 11 exons.